Molecule: messenger RNA, 1353 nt
Organism: Cladocopium goreaui
Lineage: Eukaryota; Dinophyceae; Suessiales; Symbiodiniaceae
Source: the annotation of a GenBank genome assembly
AUGGAUUUCCAGGCUCAGAAAGACGCUGGUGAGACUGAUGCAGUGGUGGUGGAGCAAACCUUUGAUACCUUGGACACCAAUUAUGAUGACAGCCUUUCCAGAGCCGAAUUUUUAGCUGGUGCCUUGCGCAGCAACCCUUCCAGUCGAGAUUCUUUGGUGGAUAUUUUCACCAGCAUUGACAAGGAUGCGGAUGGUGAGAUCUCGCGCAGUGAAUUCAUCACCGCAGCCAAGGGGUCCCAACAGAUGCUGGGUUUGAACCCCGGUUUUCGCUUGGCAGAUGCUGAUGCGGACGGUUUCCUGUCCAUGGAGGAGUUCUUCUUCAUCGCCCGGCAGUUCUAUCCACUGGAAUGGCAGACCAGUGAGGCCUUGAUCCCACUCUUCCAUUUGUUAGACACCGACUCCGAUGGCCGGCUGUCAAGGACUGAGUUCCUGAAGCAAGCGGACGGUGGGCCCGUCCUGGCACGACCUGAGUCCCUGGACGCAGUGAAGGUGAAGGGUCAGUCACCGCGUCCGGCAAAGGUCAAGGUGAAAAGGAUGGCAGAAAAUGGCAAGAAGUCUGAGAAGGCUGAGAAGGCUUCCGACUUGAAGUCUGAAAGCGAGACUCAGGAAGAGAAGCCUGAGGAUUCUGACAAUGAGAAGUCAAAGAAGUCUGAAAGUGUGAAAUCCGAAGACACAGAGUUGGAAAAGUCCGACAGCGAGACUUCCAAAGGUGAGUCUGAGUCCAAGUCUGAAAAGUCUGAGGACAAAGAUGACAAAGGGCAAGUGUCCAAGCCAGGCUCCCUGAAAGACAUGGCCCAGGACAUCGCCCGCCAAACAGCCCAGGCGGUGCGCGAGGUGAUCCGCCAGGAGAUGGGCAGUUCCCCAGUGAAUUCCGCGGCCAAGGCAGCGAUGGACGCGGCGAAAUCCGCGGGUUUGCCGAAGGACCGGGUGGCCGCUGCGGCUGCAGAGGCUGCGGGCCGGGAGGCGGCAGAGGAGGCGGCCUCAGUGGAGACCUCGCCCAAAAAGGUGGGGGCCAUAGCAGCCACGGCCACGUUGAAAGCUGCAUUGGAGACUGGAAUGACCCGGGCGCAAGCAGCACUGAAGUCGGCGGAAACAGCCAGCAAAGCUGCAGCUGAUAAAGCCUUGGCGGCGUCCAGCAACGUCCAAGAUGCAGCCAAAGUUGCCGCACAUGUGGCCUUUCAAGCUGCUGUGGCAGCUGGACUGAGCUACUCUGAGGCAGCUCAAGCUGCAGCCGCAGCUGCUGGUCAUGUCAUUGCAGCUCACCCCAGUGGCUUGAAGAACGAUAUCACAGCUGCUGCCAAGGCGGCUCAGCAGGGCGUCAAGGACCUGGGCAUGUCCACAAGGUGGUGGUGA